This is a messenger RNA of Balaenoptera musculus (blue whale), 1405 nucleotides long. RefSeq names its product galanin receptor 3 (gene GALR3). Gene Ontology annotation, cellular component: membrane. The coding region runs from base 35 to 1078 and encodes 347 amino acids. Gene Ontology annotation, biological process: adenylate cyclase-modulating G protein-coupled receptor signaling pathway; negative regulation of adenylate cyclase activity; neuropeptide signaling pathway. The transcript has 2 exons. Gene Ontology annotation, molecular function: galanin receptor activity. The record is from RefSeq and is a predicted model, not a curated record. Lineage: Eukaryota; Metazoa; Chordata; Mammalia; Artiodactyla; Balaenopteridae.
GCUUCUCUUCCUCAGGUGCCUGUCUGAUGGGGAGAUGGCUGAUGCCCAGAACGUUUCGCUAGACAGCCCAGGGAGUAUGGGGGCUGUGGCAGUGCCCGUGGUCUUUGCCCUCAUCUUCCUGCUGGGCACAGUGGGCAAUGGGCUGGUGCUGGCAGUGCUGCUGCAGCCCGGCCUGAGUGCCUGGCAGGAGCCGGGCAGCACUACGGAUCUGUUCAUCCUCAACCUGGCAGUGGCCGAUCUCUGCUUCAUCCUGUGCUGCGUGCCUUUCCAGGCCGCCAUCUACACGCUGGAUGCCUGGCUUUUUGGGGCCCUCGUUUGUAAGGCUGUGCACCUGCUCAUCUACCUCACCAUGUAUGCCAGCAGCUUCACGCUGGCGGCUGUCUCGGUGGACAGGUACCUGGCCGUACGGCACCCGCUGCGCUCGCGGGCCCUGCGCACGCCUCGCAACGCCCGCGCCGCCGUGGGUCUGGUCUGGCUGCUGGCGGCGGUCUUCUCGGCGCCCUACCUCAGCUACUACGGCACCGUGCGCUACGGCGCGCUCGAGCUCUGCGUGCCCGCCUGGGAGGACGCGCGCCGCCGCGCCCUCGACGUGGCCACCUUCGCCGCCGGCUACCUGCUGCCCGUGGCCGUGGUGAGCCUGGCCUACGGACGCACGCUGCGCUUCCUGUGGGCGGCCGUGGGUCCCGCGGGCGCGGCGGCGGCCGAGGCCCGGCGCAGAGCCACAGGCCGCGCGGGGCGCGCCAUGCUGGCGGUGGCCGCGCUCUACGCCCUCUGCUGGGGCCCGCACCACGCGCUCAUCCUCUGCUUCUGGUACGGCCGCUUCGCCUUCAGCCCGGCCACCUACGCCUGCCGCCUGGCUUCGCACUGCCUCGCCUACGCCAACUCCUGCCUCAACCCACUGGUCUACGCGCUCGCCUCGCGCCACUUCCGCGCGCGCCUCCGCCGCCUGUGGCCCUGCGGCCGCCGCCGCCCCCGCGCCCGCUGCCCCCCGGGCGCCCGCCGCGCCCUCCGUCGCGUCCGCCCGGCGUCCCCAGGCCCUGCCGGCUGCCUCGGGGACGCUAGGCCUCGGGGACGCUAGGCCUCGCGGGCGGCUGCCGACGGGCGGCGGCUGGGGCGGGGAGCCGGGUCGGGAGCCCACCCGCGGUAGAGAGGCUGGCCGGGCCCUUCCGCGCGCGCCUCCGCCUCCUGUGGCCCUGCGGCGGCCGCCGCCCCCGCGCCCGCUGCCCCCCGGGCGCCCGUCGCGCCCUCUGUCGCGUCCGCCCGGCGGCCCCAGGCCCUGCCGGCUGCCUCGGGGACGCUAGGCCUCGCGGGCGGCUGCCGACGGGCGGCGGCUGGGGCGGGGAGCCGGGUCGGGAGGCCGCCCGCGGCAGAGAGGCUGGCCGGGCCCUAACUGCCCGAGGACCGG